Messenger RNA from Calliphora vicina (urban bluebottle blowfly), 2251 nucleotides. RefSeq names its product Cell division cycle 6 (gene Cdc6). The transcript has 2 exons. The record is from RefSeq and is a predicted model, not a curated record. Gene Ontology annotation, biological process: cell division; DNA replication initiation; mitotic DNA replication checkpoint signaling. Lineage: Eukaryota; Metazoa; Arthropoda; Insecta; Diptera; Calliphoridae. Gene Ontology annotation, cellular component: nucleus. Gene Ontology annotation, molecular function: DNA replication origin binding; ATP hydrolysis activity. The coding region runs from base 120 to 1910 and encodes 596 amino acids.
GAACAACCAAAAGAAAAGAAAAAAAUUGUGUUAAAAAAUUACGUUCCCAUUCAAAAUUUAUUCCAAUAAAUUAAUCCUAAAUUAAUAUAGUGCUUUUCUAAUUAUUAUUUUACAACUAAAUGGCAGCAGUAAGACGAUCGACACGUUUAAGCAGUAUAGGUAAAGCUACACCUACACUUCCUGCCACACCAAAGACACCCAGACAGGCCAGCUUAUGGCAACAUAGAAAUUCUAGGAAUUCAAUUACCAUCCACAGUGACGAGGAGGAAGAAUACGAACUUUCCUCCAACUGUAGUAACGAAGAAAAUUGUGACUUAAUAAAUAAAAUGGAACAUCGUAAGAGAGCAACUGUAAAAACAAAGAAAACUGCAGAAGUGGAAGAAAUUAAAACACCCAAAAGUAAAAAGGCCACUAAACCUAUGCCUGCCUCCAAAAAGAGAGAAUUAUUGAAAAGACUACAAACAGAGGAAGAAACUUCUGCAGAUGAGGAAGACUCACAGCAGGUAUCUCCACCCAAACAUGCCAGACAACAGCCAACCGCCUUGCCCAAACAUGUUAUAAGCCCUUCACGCUUACUAGAUCGUUUGAGUAUAGACGAAAGACCAGAAGAAGAAAUGGUGAGUCCUAAAAUAUUGACGCCCAAAAAAAGUUCUCCCAAAACUACACCAGUUCGUAACAAAUACCAAAAUGCCCGACGAGUGUUAAACAGUGCUGAAUGUCAGAAUUUACCAGGUCGUGAAGAACAAUUGGAAGAAUUACGUUCCUUCUUUAGAGAACAUUUAGAAGCUAAAAGGUCGGGCAGUCUAUAUGUUUCCGGGCAGCCGGGUACCGGCAAAACAGCCUGUUUAUCGCUGUUGCUACGGACCCCCGAGUUCAACAAACGUUUACAGACGGUCUAUGUUAAUUGUACUUCUAUUGCCUCCAUUGGAGGUGUUUACAAAAAACUUUGUACCGAAUUGAAUUUAAAACCUCAGGGUCGUACUGAGCGUGAUCAUUUACAGGCUUUGCAGCAUCAUCUUAAGACUUGUCCUAAAAUGCUCUUAAUAGUUCUAGAUGAGAUUGACCAAUUGUGCAGCUCAAAACAAGCUGUGCUGUAUACUAUUUUCGAAUGGCCUUCCAUGCCCGAUGCCAGUAUACUUUUGGUGGGUAUUGCCAAUAGUUUAGAUUUAACUGAACGAACUUUGCUGCGUCUGAAUGCUCGUUGUGAACUGAAACCAAAACAUAUGCACUUUCCUCCCUACUCCAAACAACAAAUUGUAGAAAUUUUCAAAUCCCGCUUGGAAGAGGCCGAAGUAUUGGAUAUUUUUCCGCCUGUCACGUUACAGCUGUUGGCUGCUAAAGUUAGUGCUGUAAGUGGGGAUGUGAGAAGAGCUUUGGAUAUAGGUCGUCGUGUAGUUGAAAUUGCUGAACAACAGAAGAAAGCGGGUGAAAGAGAAAUCAACUUGAAGAAUCUUAAUUUAGUAGAGGGGGAAAGUCAUCAUAUUCCUGAAGAAACUCUCAAACCCGUGCAAGUAACACAAGUUGCCGCUGUACUAAAUAAAGUUUAUGGAGUCUCGCAAAAUCUACAAGAAGACAUGGAUGAAUCCUUUCCAUUGCAGCAAAAAAUCAUGUUGUGUUCGUUAAUGUUAAUGCUGCGCAAUGAAAAGAAUAAAGACAUCACAAUGGGUCGUUUACAUGAAGUCUAUAGACGUGUGUGCACCAAACGUAAUAUUCAUCCGGUAGAUCAAGCUGAAUUUUUAAGUCUUGUGGAUUUAGUGCAGACUAGAGGUAUCUUGCGUAUUGUUAAGAAAAAAGAGCCACGUCUAUGUAAAGUCCAACUACAGUGGGAUGAGGACGAAGUGAAUGGUGCUCUCAGUGACAAGCAGUUAAUUGCUUCCAUUUUAGAUGACACUGCCUGUUUGGGCAAAUGAUUUAUAAUUGUAAUUAUGUGUAACUGACAAACGAUUUUUUUUUUAAAAGGAAGUAAUUCUCAUCUAAUUUUUUCUAUUUUAUAUGUAUUUUUAAAUUUAGUUUAUUUUUUUUUUUAAUUAGUAAUUUUAUUCAAUUCACCUGACAUUUUUCUCAUUUACAUCAUCUGUUUUGUUUUCAUACACUCACUCGCUCAAUAGCACCAACAAUAAUAGAAAAAAAGUAUUUUUAUAAAAAUGAAAAACUGAAUUAUUUUUAACUUUUCUAUUCUUUUAAUUUAACAAACAACCUUGAUCUAAAAGAAGAGUCACUAAUACAAAAAUAAAGUGCUAUUUACAAAUUA